Messenger RNA from Thlaspi arvense, 1350 nucleotides. NCBI's taxonomy places the organism in Eukaryota, Viridiplantae, Streptophyta, Magnoliopsida, Brassicales, Brassicaceae. The record is from the annotation of a GenBank genome assembly.
AUGGGUAAAGAAAAGUUUCAUAUCAAUAUUGUGGUCAUUGGUCAUGUCGACUCUGGAAAAUCGACCACCACUGGUCACUUGAUCUACAAGCUUGGUGGAAUUGACAAGCGUGUGAUCGAGAGGUUCGAGAAGGAAGCUGCUGAGAUGAACAAGAGGUCCUUCAAGUACGCAUGGGUCUUGGACAAACUUAAGGCCGAGCGUGAGCGUGGUAUCACCAUCGAUAUUGCCCUCUGGAAAUUCGAGACCACCAAGUACUACUGCACAGUCAUUGACGCUCCUGGACAUCGUGAUUUCAUCAAAAACAUGAUUACUGGUACCUCCCAGGCCGAUUGUGCUGUCCUCAUCAUUGACUCCACCACUGGAGGUUUCGAGGCUGGUAUCUCCAAGGAUGGUCAGACCCGUGAGCACGCUCUUCUUGCUUUCACCCUCGGUGUCAAGCAGAUGAUUUGCUGCUGUAACAAGAUGGACGCCACCACCCCCAAGUACUCGAAGGCCAGGUACGACGAGAUCAUCAAGGAGGUGUCUUCCUACUUAAAGAAGGUCGGAUACAACCCUGACAAAAUCCCAUUCGUGCCCAUCUCUGGUUUCGAGGGUGACAACAUGAUUGAGAGGUCCACCAACCUCGACUGGUACAAGGGCCCAACUCUCCUCGAAGCUCUUGACCAGAUCAACGAGCCCAAGAGGCCAUCAGACAAGCCCCUCCGUCUCCCACUUCAGGAUGUCUACAAGAUCGGUGGUAUUGGAACGGUGCCCGUGGGACGUGUUGAGACCGGUAUGAUCAAGCCCGGUAUGGUUGUUACCUUCGCUCCUACAGGGCUGACCACUGAGGUCAAGUCUGUCGAGAUGCACCACGAGUCUCUCCUUGAGGCACUUCCAGGUGACAAUGUCGGGUUCAACGUCAAGAAUGUUGCCGUCAAGGAUCUCAAGCGUGGUUACGUUGCGUCCAACUCCAAGGAUGACCCUGCCAAGGGUGCUGCCAACUUCACCUCCCAGGUCAUCAUCAUGAACCACCCAGGUCAGAUCGGUAACGGAUACGCCCCAGUGCUCGAUUGCCACACCUCCCACAUUGCAGUCAAGUUCUCUGAGAUCUUGACCAAGAUCGACAGGCGUUCCGGUAAGGAGAUCGAGAAGGAGCCCAAGUUCUUGAAGAAUGGUGACGCUGGUAUGGUGAAGAUGACUCCCACCAAGCCCAUGGUGGUCGAGACCUUCUCUGAGUACCCACCUCUUGGACGUUUCGCCGUCAGGGACAUGAGGCAGACUGUUGCUGUCGGAGUCAUCAAGAGCGUCGACAAGAAGGACCCAACCGGUGCCAAGGUGACCAAGGCUGCCGUCAAGAAGGGUGCCAAGUGA